AUGCCGAGUCAAUAUGACACAAUUGGCGCCCGAUACAAUAGCAUUUCGUCCCUUCCCGUGGUGAAACUAGAGGAAGCUGCUGUGGAAGCCCAUAUCGGAAAUGUGAAUCAGUUAAAGGUAUUAGAUAUUGCGUGCGGAUCAGGGCGUUAUUCACGGAAACUCAUCUCCUGGGGAGCCAGAGAGGUUGUCGGGUUAGAUAAUUCGGAAAGCAUGCUUGAUGCAGCACGUCUUGCGUCUAAAGGGGAUGAAAGAUUGAAAUUCCGCAAUAUAGACUGCAGCAAACCUUUUGAUAUGGGUCAAUUCGACCUUGUCUUUGCUUCGUGGUUUCUUAACUAUGCGGCCAAUGAAGAUGAGAUGGUAGUCAUGUGGAAAAACAUUUUUAACAGUCUCAAGCCGAGGAGAAAAUGUAUAGGAAUCACGCCGAAUCAGGACCUUCUCCACUGUGAUUUUCCAAAUGGGCCUACAUUUGGACAGACCCUUACACCAGUUGAAAAGGUGGAUGGGGGUGUGAGGAACCAAAUCGAGUUGCAUACCUCCCCCCCGAUUAUCUUUAGAAGCUAUACACUGAAGCGUGAGAUUUAUGAAAGGUCUGCUCGGAAGGCUGGACUGUGUGAUUUACAGUGGUUGCCACUUCCAGCCAUAGAAGACCCUUCUGUUCCUUAUACAGAUCUUUUAGAAUGUCCUCACAUGCAGGUGUUUGUCGUGUCUCGUUAUUGA
Molecule: messenger RNA, 717 nt
Organism: Aspergillus tanneri
Lineage: Eukaryota; Fungi; Ascomycota; Eurotiomycetes; Eurotiales; Aspergillaceae
Product: class I SAM-dependent methyltransferase
Exons: 1
Coding region: 1-717 (238 amino acids)
Source: RefSeq, a predicted model, not a curated record